GCAUUUUUUGACCGCUGACUGCCUCACUUCUCGAAGCAAUCUCGUGCCGUGCAAAUGCAACAACCGUGGUGAGAGAAGACUGCGUACGUGUGUCUUUAUUUCUUCCUCCGGGAUCAACCGACCAUCACAAAAUCAGUACGCUUUGUUCGAAAAAUUGUGUAACAGGAAUCUGUGUACCGGGAACCGAUCCAGCUGCGAGUGUGUGCCCCGCCGGAGGACCAAGUUUUGUGCGCGUUUGUGACCCCCUUUUCUACAGAAAGCAACUAGGAAUUUAGAUCAAUCGAAAUGAGUGCUCCAGCUGCUGCCGCCCCGGUCCAAGCACCGGUUCUCAAGAGAGGAAUCGUCAAGCAGGUUCUGUCUGGUGAUUCGGUCAUCAUCCGUGGUCAACCGAAGGGUGGUCCCCCACCGGAGAAACAGAUUAACUUUUCUGGUGUCAUCGCCCCGAAGCUCGCCCGCCGACCGACCAACAAUUCCACGGAUAUUUCCAAGGAUGAACCGUACGCCUGGGAAGCUCGCGAGUACCUGCGGCAACGAUUGAUCGGUCAGGAGGUUUACUUCCAUGCUGAACGCCCGCCAAAUGCCGUUCGUGACUAUGGCUACGUCUGCCUCGGAAAGGAUCCGGCCACCUCGGAAAACAUUGUGGAAUCCAUCAUAUCCGAGGGCUUGGUCAGUGUGCGCCGAGAAGGUGUCCGUCAAACGCCCGAACUAACCCGCCUCUGUGAGCUAGAAGAUGCCGCCAAGUCGGCCCGAAAGGGUAAAUGGAGCGAUUCUCCCUCCGGCGACCACGUGCGUAACAUCACCUGGAACAUUGAGAACCCGAAAGCGUUUUUCGAUCACCACGAUGGCAAACCGAUCAAGGCCAUCAUCGAGCAUGUUCGCGAUGGGUCAACGGUGCGUGCUUUCCUCCUGCCUGAUUUCCAGCACAUCACCCUGAUGAUGUCCGGCAUUCGGUGCCCUGGAUUCAAGCUGGACCUUGAUGGAAAGCCUGACACUACGACGGAGGUGCCAUUCGCCGAAGAGGCUCGGUACUUUGUUGAAUCCCGCCUUUUGCAGCGUGAGGUCGAAAUCCGCUUGGAAUCGGUCAACAAUUCCAACUUUGUAGGAACGAUAAUUUUCCCCAAGGGCAACAUCGCCGAGUCCCUGCUUAAGGAAGGUUUUGCCAAGUGUGUGGAAUGGAGCAUGCCUUACGUGAAGGAAGGUGUCGAUCGUCUCCGAGCGGCCGAAAAGCACGCAAAGGCAAACCGCCUCCGUUUGUGGAAAGACUAUCAGGCCCCUACCGCAGCAUAUAACAGCAAGGACAAGGACUUCACUGGCAACGUCAGCGAAGUAUUUAACGGCGAUGCGAUUAUGGUCAAGAUCAGCAGCACCGUAUCGAAGAAGGUCUUCUUGUCAAGCAUUAAGCCACCUCGUGAAGCUGCCCGUACCGCCGACGAGGAGGGAAAUUUGCCACCUCGGCCCAAGGGAUCUCGUCCGCUGUACGACGUCCCAUGGAUGUUUGAGGCCCGUGAAUUCCUGCGCAAGAAGCUGGUUGGCAAGAAGGUGCAGUGUUCACUAGAUUACGUGACACCUGCCCGUGACAACUUCCCCGAGAAGUGCUGCUACACCGUCACUCUGUCCGGAGCCAACGUAGCGGAAGCUCUGGUAGCCAAGGGUCUGGCCACCGUCAUCAAGUACCGCCAGGACGAUGACCAACGUUCGGUGCACUACGAUGAACUGCGUGCCGCCGAAACGCAAGCCAUGAAGCAGCUGAAGGGUGUUCACGCCAAGGACGACAUUCCCACGCACCGUAUCAACGAUCUGACGGUGGACCAUUCCCGCAUUAAGCAUCAGUAUCUGCCCUCGUGGCAGCGUGCCCUGCGUACCGAAGCCAUUGUCGAAUUCGUUGCCAGUGGUUCCCGCUUCCGUAUCUACUGCCCCAAGGAUAGUUGUUUGGUGACAUUCCUGCUGGCUGGAAUCUCCUGCCCUCGUUCGUCCCGACCCGCCCUGAAUGGUGUUCCCGCUCAGGAGGGUGAACCCUUCGGCGAUGAAGCCCUCCAGUUCAGUCGAGAACGAAUCUUGCAGCGGGAUGUGAGCGUCAAGAUCGAGACCACCGACAAGGCAGCCACCAGUGUGAUCGGAUGGCUGUGGACCGAAAACAACGUUAAUCUCUCGGUUGCCCUCGUCGAAGAAGGUCUGGCGGCGGUGCACUUCACCGCCGAAAAGACGGAACACUACCGCGCUCUUAGCGAUGCUGAGGCACGUGCCAAGGCGAAGAGGAAGAACAUCUGGAAGGACUACGUGGAAAAAGACGAAGAGGACAACAAGGAGAACGAGGACGAGAAGGAAGACCCAGCUGCUCCUGCCGACCGCAAGGUUAGGUACGAAAAUGUCGUCGUCACGGAAGUUACUCCGGAACUGCACUUCUAUGCCCAGCAUGCCGAUCAGGGUGCCAAGCUGGAAGAACUGAUGACCAAGCUACGACAAGAGUUCCGUGCAAUGCCUCCGGUGACCGGUUCGUACAACCCACGGCGAGGCGAUAUGUGUGCGGCCAAAUUCUCCGAUGAUAACGAAUGGUAUCGUGCCAAGGUGGAAAAGAUCGAAAAGGGCGGCAACGCGUCGAUCCUGUACGUCGACUAUGGCAACCGUGAGACCGUUCCCACUACCCGCCUAGCAAUGCUUCCGCCUGCCUUCAUCUCGGACAAGCCGUACGCGCACGAAUACUUGCUGGCGCUGGUGGUCCUGCCAACCGACGAGGAAGACAAAGCUGACGCCCUCAAGGCGUUCGCCCAGGAUGCUCUCAACAAGACCCUGCAAAUGAACGUCGAGUAUCGCGUCAGCGGUGCCGAACAUGUAACCCUCGUUGACCCUGCCUCUAAGGCCGACGUCGGCAAGGAUCUAAUCAGUGACGGUUUCCUGAUUGCGGAAAAGAAUAAAAAGGACCGCAGACUGCAGAAGCUGAUUAACGACUACAAGGAAGCCGAGCAGUCAGCCCGCAAGAACCGUAACGGCAUCUGGCAGUACGGUGAUAGCACCGAGGACCAAGCUGGUGAAUUCGGCCUCAGCCGUUAAUCGGUGGCCCAGCCACCAACUAAUCGAUGAUCACACCUGCCCUUUAACAAAAAAAACAUAUAUAUACUAUUACAUUAUUAUCAAAACAAAAAAUCCCACUAUAUUAUUGCAAGGAAAACUGAGAAGCAGACAAAAAUCAUCUAUUUAAGAUAUUAUUCCAGUUUAUAUAUUAUUUUGUUUCCAACUGAUAGAACCCCAAAACUUCCAAACAACCACUAGUUAGCCUGGAGCAGAGAGAUAGAUUGGUAGCAGCUAGUAGGGCAAUCCAAGUAGCGAACGGGAAACAGAGUCGCGCCACCGCCAUGGCGUCGAUUUCAGGGAAAACCAAUAGUGCAACAAAACCGAAACAAUCAAACAUGGUUUUUCACUCACCGGUAGGGACUAGGACAUUUGUAGACAGUGGCUGUCAUAGCUGCUGGUGGCAAGCAUUUUGAAUCAGAUUGUUUACACCGUCAACAUACAGACCAGAACAGACCCUUCUCACCCUUAUUUCACCAACAAUCCUUCUACCGAUAGUGUAAUAAUAGCUCCGAGUAGAGAGACGCCGUACUAUACACGAAGCGAAAGACUGUUUCACACAUUAGCUAAGGCGCUAAAAGAAUACCCCCACAGAAAGAACAAAUAAAAGUAACAAUGUAACAGUCUGAUUAAUGAUUAAAUCAUACGUAGAUCAAGGAGAAAAACAGAUAUAUGGAGCUUGUUAAACCCCGCCAGCUUGGAACAGAUUUUUGUCUUUAUAUUUCUUCUGCAUUUUUUUCGCUUCCUUUAAGAAAAAUUUUAUGUUAUAAUGGUGGAAAUACAUUUUUGUGAAACUUUUUUUUUGUCAAAUGAAA
This is a messenger RNA of Armigeres subalbatus, 3881 nucleotides long. It is a transcript of the gene Tudor-SN, whose product is annotated as staphylococcal nuclease domain-containing protein 1. Gene Ontology annotation, biological process: regulatory ncRNA-mediated gene silencing; mRNA catabolic process. Gene Ontology annotation, cellular component: RISC complex; nucleus; cytosol. The transcript is spliced from 8 exons. Gene Ontology annotation, molecular function: nuclease activity; RNA binding. NCBI's taxonomy places the organism in Eukaryota, Metazoa, Arthropoda, Insecta, Diptera, Culicidae. Bases 286 to 3048 code for a protein of 920 amino acids. The record is from RefSeq and is a predicted model, not a curated record.